CAAUAGGAAGGCGGCUGCGGUGAGCGAGCCGAGCUGUCAGUAGCUGUGACCCGGUGUUAGCGGGCGGCAUGGAGCGCUGUGUCGGGGUGGAGUGGGAGCUGGAGAAGGUGCUGCAGAGAUUCCGGAGUUACGGGGAGAGUAUGGACCGCAGCCUGGAGACGCUCCUGGUAUCGGUCAAACAGCUGCGGGAGGAGCUCUGCAGCCAUGCACUGCAAGGAGUGCCGCUGUCCCCUGCACUUUCUUUAAUGAUGUCACAACGCUGUCAUAAAAUCAGAGAAACUGUACAGAAACUGGCCUCGGACCACAAAGACAUGCACAGUAGUGUUUCCAGAGUCGGAAAAGCAAUUGACAGAAAUUUUGAAGCUGAGGUUUGCGCAGUGGUAGCAGAUGGUAUGUGGGAAGCCACCGAAAAACAACAAUUACUGCACAGUGCAAUUAUGGAGCAUCUUUAUCAACAAGGUCAUCUAGCAGUGGCUGAGGAGCUCAGUCAGGAGUCUGCAUUAAAUAUUGACACUAGUUUUAAGCAGCCAUUUUUGGAGAUGAAUCGUAUACUCGAAGCUCUACAGGCACGGGAUCUCAGACCAGCCCUUGAAUGGGCAAUCUCCAACAGGCAGGGCCUGCAAGAGUUAAACAGCUCUUUGGAGUUUAGAUUGCAUCGACUCCAUUUUAUUAACCUACUCAGUGGAGGACCAAACAUGCAGAUUGAAGCAUUAACGUAUGCCCGUCAAUUUCAGCCCUUUGCCAAACUACACCAGCAAGACAUCCAGGUGAUCAUGGGAAGCCUUGUGUAUCUUCAGCAUGGAAUUGAGAACUCCCCUUACUCUUACUUGUUAGACACAGAGCAGUGGACCGAUAUAAGUGAACAGUUCACACGGGAUGCCUGCUGCUUGCUUGGCUUGUCUGUGGAGUCACCACUAAGUGUGGGCUUUGCCUCAGGUUGUGUUGCUCUGCCUGUGCUGAUGAACAUUAAAGCAGUAAUUGAACAAAGGCAAUACACUGGAGUGUGGACUCACAAGGAUGAAUUGCCUAUUGAGAUUGACCUCGGCAGGAAAAGUGGAUAUCAUUCUGUGUUUGCAUGCCCUAUACUGCGACAACAAACAUCUGACUCCAACCCUCCCAUAAAGCUAGUGUGUGGACAUGUCAUAUCUCGAGAUGCCCUGAACAAGCUGAUCAAUGGCGGAAAGUUAAAGUGUCCAUAUUGUCCCAUGGAGCAGAAUCCAGCUGAUGGAAAGCGGAUCAUUUUCUGAUACCCAAGAUAUGCAUUUUUUUUGUUUUUAUUUUUUUACUGUACAAUAUUCAUCGGGGAAUUCACAUAAUAGGACUAUGGGGUACACAUUCUGUAUUCCGGGGAAAAUUUAGAUUUGACAUCACAAAACUCAAUUGGGAUGUGUGAAUAUUUACAUUUCUACUUUUUAUCAUUAGUAGACUUGAAGGGGGUUCCAGAUAUGUGUAAUAUUUAAUAAAA
Messenger RNA from Pelobates fuscus (common spadefoot toad), 1465 nucleotides. RefSeq names its product required for meiotic nuclear division 5 homolog B (gene RMND5B). The transcript is spliced from 9 exons. Lineage: Eukaryota; Metazoa; Chordata; Amphibia; Anura; Pelobatidae. Gene Ontology annotation, biological process: proteasome-mediated ubiquitin-dependent protein catabolic process. Bases 69 to 1247 code for a protein of 392 amino acids. Gene Ontology annotation, cellular component: nucleus; GID complex; cytoplasm. The record is from RefSeq and is a predicted model, not a curated record. Gene Ontology annotation, molecular function: ubiquitin protein ligase activity; protein binding.